Molecule: messenger RNA, 5138 nt
Organism: Cottoperca gobio
Lineage: Eukaryota; Metazoa; Chordata; Actinopteri; Perciformes; Bovichtidae
Product: actin-related protein 2-B
Exons: 9
Coding region: 93-1277 (394 amino acids)
Source: RefSeq, a predicted model, not a curated record
CUGAAGUGUUAGGUGUGUUGCUUCCGGCGGUUGGUUAGCUUGACGUUAGACUGCAGGCAGGAGGCUGCUGCUGCUGGAUUCAGGGAACAAAAAUGGACAGUCAAGGGAGAAAAGUCGUUGUUUGUGACAAUGGAACCGGGUUUGUCAAGUGUGGCUUUGCGGGCUCCAACUUCCCCGAACACAUUUUCCCAGCGUUGGUUGGCCGGCCAAUCAUCCGCUCCACAGCGAAAGUUGGCAACAUUGAAAUAAAGGACCUGAUGGUGGGGGAUGAAGCCAGCGAGCUGCGCUCCAUGUUGGAGGUGAACUACCCCAUGGAGAAUGGCAUCGUCAGGAGCUGGGAUGACAUGAAGCACCUGUGGGACUACACCUUCGGCCCCGAGAAACUCAACAUCAACUCACGCGACUGCAAGAUCCUUCUGACCGAGCCGCCCAUGAACCCCAUCAAGAACAGAGAGAAGAUUAUAGAGGUGAUGUUUGAAACGUACCAGUUCACAGGAGUUUAUAUCGCCAUCCAGGCCGUCCUCACUCUCUACGCUCAAGGACUGCUGACCGGAGUGGUGGUCGACUCUGGUGACGGCGUCACUCACAUCUGUCCGGUGUACGAGGGCUUCUCGCUGCCCCACCUGACCCGCCGUCUUGACAUCGCAGGGAGGGACAUAACACGCUACCUCAUCAAGCUGCUGCUGCUGCGAGGUUACGCCUUCAACCAUUCGGCGGACUUUGAGACGGUGAGGAUGAUGAAGGAGAAGCUGUGCUACGUCGGUUACAACAUCGAGCAGGAGCAGAAGCUGGCGCUGGAGACCACCGUGCUGGUGGAGUCGUACACGCUCCCGGACGGCAGGUUGAUCAAGGUGGGAGGAGAGAGGUUCGAAGCCCCCGAGGCUCUGUUCCAACCUCACCUCAUCAACGUGGAGGGGGUGGGGGUGGCCGAGCUGCUCUUUAACACCAUCCAGGCCGCAGAUAUCGACACCAGGUCUGAGUUUUACAAGCACAUCGUCCUGUCUGGAGGCUCCACCAUGUACCCCGGCCUGCCUUCCCGCCUGGAGCGCGAACUGAAGCAGUUGUACCUGGAGCGAGUGCUGAAGGGAGACGUGGACAAGCUGUCGAAAUUCAAGAUCAGGAUCGAGGACCCCCCUCGGCGUAAACACAUGGUGUUCCUGGGUGGCGCUGUGCUGGCUGACAUCAUGAAGGACAAGGACAACUUCUGGCUGACGCGGGAGGAGUACCAGGAGAAAGGGACGCGCGUGCUGGAGAAGCUCGGAGUCACCGUCAGAUAAAACACAAACCAAUAAAAACUCUUCCCGCUCCCUCCCACCGUCCCUCCAUCUACCCCCUCAGCUGAUAUCCAAGCAUCGCUUACCUCGAUGUGUCUGGAUGGUCACACUCGUCGAUUCACACUCAUUUUGAAAAGCAAACGGGGGAGGAGGGAGGAAGGGAGAGGCAGGGUGUAAAGAGAGUUCUUGAAUAUUUUCCCACGACAAAGAAAAUAGUGAGAAUUAUGUUUAGAGAUGCACGAGGUCGUGCCGUUAAGUUCUCCAUUUAAAGGACUAGUUUAACAUUUUUAGAUGAUCAGAGCGAUGCCACUCUCGUAUCUGUGCAUUCAACAUGAAGCUGAAGCCACGAGACUGUUAGCUUAGCUUAGCGUAAAGACUGGAAGCAGGGGGAAACAGCUAGCCUGGCCACUUUUACAUUUACAAAGUAACACGAGCUGCAAGUUUCACUUCUCUGCAAGCAAUGACACUUCCAGGAGUCUUGUUGUCGCUGAGAGCCAGGAUGUGAUUUAUAAACACACUUUCAGUCCAGCGACCAGAAAGUAGACGAGAGAAGAUUCUCAUUUGAGUCGCCUCAAAUUAUUUUGUAACAUGAUUGAAGUAGUUGCAUCAACAGUGUGCCGCUGGGUGCCGCUGCCUUCAGGCGGAGCCCUCUGGUUCCGCUCUUUAUGCUAAGCUAACCGGCCGCUGGCUGUAGCUUCGUCUUCGCUGUACAGACAUGAGCGUUCUCAUCUCACUCGUGCCAAGAAAGCAAAUAUGCGUAAUUUCCAAAAUGUCGAACUAUCACUUUAAAGAAAUGAUUCUAAACGGCAUCAACAUGCCGGCUCUUCAAACUUUCCUGUUUACUUUAAUGAAGUGGAGAUAUUCUCAUUUUUCUUUUUGGAGCAGCUCAUGUGUGAGUAUUUUUGGGUCGAGUGCCUUUCACAGGAGGCCAGAAUGAGCUCCUGGCUGUUGAAGACGAUGAUUAUUAUUUUUUAUUAUUAUUAUUAUUAGUGAUGCAUUGGAGUUCCUUUCCAAAACGAGACCCCCCCGCCAUGUUAAAAAUGUGCUACCUAAUCUGUCAAAGCAAACGUCGGCAUUAAACGUAACGCUCACAGCAGUGUGGAGCAUUACAGAGAUCAGAUAUCUGAACACAUGCUGCGUCUUUUUACACACUGAUCAUCAAAUAACAUUCUCCCCUCCCCCCUCACAUUUCCUGUUUAAUGUUUGGGAAUGACUCACUGUGCUGAAGGUGCGGGAGGGCAGGCAGCCAUGUUUAACUCGGCACCUCGUUUGUCUAUCUUUGUGGCUUCUCUUUGUCGGGUAUUCGCUUGCUUCUCGAGCGCAGAAGUUCAAAUGUUCCACGAGAUUUAAGUAUGAAGUUGUGAGAUGAAUACGUGGGAAAGCUCUUCAGGGAACUUGAAGUUCCUCAGUCUUUGAGUUUUGUGGAGCGUCGGAGGGUUUGAUGUGUGGUGGUGAGAAGAGCUGAAGCUUUUUAACGACUUUGAUUUGUCUCUGCAUCCAGUUUACCACCAACAGAAAUCAGCUGUUGCAGAUCAUAGAGGAUUUAUGAGAGCGCGGUUUUCAUUCCUCCACGCUUGCAAAGCCUCAAGUCAUUAGUCAGUCCUGUCUGCUCUGUCGGACUACAUAUCAACGUCUUGCGUCACGACAGUUCAGUCACCGAGCAGCUCUUAAAGUGAGUUACAGGAAGUAAAAGUAUGAACUCAUUGGUCUUUUUCUGCAACCUGUAAAGUGGGAAAGAUGUUUGGAAGGUUGUAAAGCAACAAAGAACACGAGUUACCCUGACAGAAAGACGUCUUCCAUGAGUCUGUGCAGACUGGCUGAGCGUACACUCGACUCUAACGCGCUGCUUUUUGAACAUGAGAUCAUUUCCUCUUGUGUUAUUUUGACACUUUAUCAAAUCAAAGUACUUUUUUUAAACCGUGCACGAGCAUGUGAGAGGCCUGCAGGAGCUGCAGAGAUUAGUGGAUGGAAAUGAAUUAGCAACUAUUUAAAGAUUAAUUCAUACGUUUUGGAAGAGACCUCUGAAACUGUGAUGGACAUUUAUCAGUUUUAUAGACCAAACAUUUAUUUGAUUGAUCGAGAAAAUGAUCAAUAUUAAAAAGUAAUCGGUCCACAGAGUGCUCAAGAAUUCUUGCAGCAUUUUUUAUUUUUUACAUGAUUUCUAUCGACUGUAAUGGAGGGGGUCUUUCUCGCUCAAACAAACUUGCGUGUUUUGUUACUUUACAAACGUUUCACAUGAUUUUCCAAACUUUACAGGUCGUUAACAAGAAGUUUUGACCUUUCAUAACAAGUUUUCUGAUCCGCUCACUGCACCAUGCUAACAGCACCAUGCUAACAGCACCAUGCUAACAGCACCAUGCUAACAACACGGAGGCUCCAUUAGCUCAGCUUUUUGUUUUUUUUAAACGUGUUCUUUUUAUGUUCCUGAUCAUUGAUGUGCUUUUUGUUUCUCUGAUGGACUGUUGAUACGUCUGAUUGUGCAGCUGUUUGUUGACCUGUAUCAUUCCCCAUGUUCACUGUGGUCACAGUGAAGCCUUCUGCCCUCAACAGCUGAUCACGGUUCAGCCAUCGCUAUCCAACCACAACUUUAAAGUGUGGCGAUCAAUUUGAUUGGCUGGUUCUGGAUCAGAUGGGGUGGAAAAAUGAAGCAUAUCUUGUUUUUAAGAAGGAAAUGUCAGGAAAUAAUUCCCUGUUUUGGUUUAGAAGGAAGAAAGGAGGCGUAGAUAGUGAAGUCGGAACAGAGUCAGGUGAUGCAAACAUUUCUGGAACCAUAAACGAUCUCAUUGGUUGAGAAAAGAGUGGGCGGAGCAAAAAAUAAAUAAACUUUUGAUAAAAAGAGGCAAGAAGUCGUAAUGUUGAAACAACUUGGUGUAAUUUGUUGCUCGGAGCGUUUCGACAACACGUUGUUAUUUCCAUUCUCUAAAACCACGAGCAAUAUUUCUUUACUGACUCGUUAUCCAGGUUAAUGCUAAUAAAGCACUUUUCUAAGUAAUCCGGGUCACUGUGGACAUGAACUAACGUUUACAGCCGAAUGCCAUAUUACACAUGACGUGGGCAAAACAUUGGUCUGCAAUACGUGAAUUAAUAAAACGUUGCUUUCCAACAACCCGACAUUUACUUUGGUCCGCCACGUUUCUGCGUAAUGUGUCAACUCGGCAACAUUUUAGCCAACAAUAAUAUCAAAUAUUACAUAAGUAUAUUAUAAGUAUAUAUUUUUACCGACAUGAGAUAAAAAGUAAUAUUUUGGCCUUUAGUUAGAAAAAUAAUCUCGUCCGAACAUUGUACUACAUUACCCAUGAGCCUCAGCUUCAGUUAGCGAUCAGGACCCAUUUGUGUUAAAGUUGAGCUCUGAACACAAACUCUGUUCGACCAAUAAGAUCAUUCUGGGAUGUUUGUGCAUCUAAAACCUUAAACGUGCCGUCUGUCAGGAUAUGGAGAGAACUUAAGAGUGAAGUCAGUGUUUCCCGUUUGCAUUCCUCUAAUCUUGAAUCUUAAAGACCCCCCCCCCCCUCUCCUUCUCGGUCUCGGCUCUACUGAAGGUGAAGUUGUGGCUUUGGGGUUACGGGAGGAGGUGAUUUGUGUGGGUUACUGAAAUAUUAUUUGUAAUAUUAAUAAGAAUCUGGUGUCAGGAAACGGAGACCACGUAAAAGCUGGUAUUUGUGGUUUUCCUUCUCGGUUCUUUUGUGUAUAUUGGAGGAACUUUGCUCACAAAUAUAAAUGUAUAAUUUCCUCUUGACAAACACGGUCAUCAAGUGCCAAGUACAGUUAUUCUUGACGGAUAUUAUUUUUGGUCGUCCUUUUUAUGUUUUGUUUAUAGCAUAACUGCCAACCGCUGAUUUAAAUAAAGCAAAGUGAUUUAUAGAC